GGUUUUCUUGAUUGAUGUCUCUCAGUCAGGAAUAAAACCACCCAGAGCAUCAGGGCCAAGUGUUCAGGCAUGAUGGCUUUCUUUUGGCAAAGUGCACUGCUUUUGAGCCUGGCAGCUGCCCUCUCUGUAUAUGCAGACAUGAAACUGGACUGUCAUCCUGAUUUUGUGACACUGGUGUGGACAGAGAGCAGAUCCCAGGCUGACACCUCACUCUUUCGUCUGGGUAGCUGUUUUCCCACCAGUGUCACAGCCAGGGAGGCUGUUUUCAGUGUGGAUUUCAAUAACUGUAACUUCAGGAGAAUGGUUGCUGGGAAUCAACUGAUGUACGCCAAUGAUCUGACCUACAUUUCCUCUCCUGAUUCUCACAUUCUCCCCUUCAGUCACCCAGUUGCCUGUGCAUAUGAGAGGCCCAAAGACUGGUACCCUCUGAUUUAUGACCCAGUGUUUGAUACUUUCGGUCAAGGAGAUCUAGUGUUUCACAUUGGACUUAUGAAUGCUGACUUCUCUGGUCCUGCUGAAUCUACUAGUUUCUCUCUGGGCUCCUUUAUCCCCAUCAUGGCUAGUGUGGCACAGAAAAGCCAUCAACCCUUGCUGCUGCUGCUUGAGGAAUGUGUAGCGGCCAGCACACAAGAGCUGCAUCCUGAAAGCAGUACAUACCCAAUAAUCGCCAAUAAGGGGUGUCUUGUGGACAGUAAGGUAUCCCGCUCAAAGUUUGAAACAAGGCAAAAACCAUCAGAGAUCCAUCUAUCCCUUCAAGCUUUUAGGUUUGCUCUUGGAGAAGAGGUCUUCAUCCACUGCAAACUUGUGGCCUGGGAUCCCAUUGGUCUUGAUAACACCAACAAGGCCUGCCAUUAUAACCAAGAGCAUGGCUGGGAGCUGCUGGACAACCCUGCAUAUAGCAAUUUUUGUGACUGCUGUGACUCUAUCUGCAAGUCCAGGAGGACGAGGAGUAUGGCAUCAGGGAAGCAUGGAGUAGUACAAAAGGCAGUUCUUGGGCCACUCACCAUCACUGAAGUGAAUUCCUGACGUAGCCUCCAGCAGGAAUGGAUCCAUCUUGUGGACUGAUUGCUUCAAUAUGAAUUGGGUUUUUAUUCUUGGUUUUGCAAGCUUCUGAAAGCUUAAUGCCUGCUCGUCUCUCUGCAUUUCAGAUCAUAAUGUGGCCAUUAAAGAUGUCUCCAAACCA
This is a messenger RNA of Larimichthys crocea (large yellow croaker), 1183 nucleotides long. RefSeq lists its product as uncharacterized. The record is from RefSeq and is a predicted model, not a curated record. Bases 70 to 1026 code for a protein of 318 amino acids. The transcript has 10 exons. Gene Ontology annotation, biological process: positive regulation of acrosome reaction; binding of sperm to zona pellucida; egg coat formation. Gene Ontology annotation, molecular function: acrosin binding. Gene Ontology annotation, cellular component: extracellular matrix. Lineage: Eukaryota; Metazoa; Chordata; Actinopteri; Sciaenidae.